GAGUUGCAUUCCAAAUGACCAAACUUGUAUCACCCAUGAAUCAAAUAAUUAAGGAAUUGUACGUAUUUGUUCAUAUUUUAAAGGUAUGUAGUUUUUUAGGACCGCUAUCUAGUAAAAAAAAAAAGCUGCAUAAUCUGGCUAGUUGGCUGUAAACCUCAGUCACCAUGUUUCCUCAUCUUCUGAAACAACCACCAGGCAGAGAGCAACAGAUUGACAAUCAAUUUGCUUUGUGAAGCACCGCCUCACUGGGAGGGAAUCAAAAGGCUAAAGUGCCAAUCAGGUGCAAGUUGGGCGGUUUAAAGCCUCACUGAUAGAGAGCAGAGACGAAAUGGCUUCCAGACCAGACGAUGAUCUCUGCUGUCCGGUCUGUCUGGACAUAUUUAAGGAUCCUGUUCUUCUGUCAUGCAGCCACAGCUUCUGUACGGAGUGUCUGCAGAAAUCCUGGAGAGAGAAACCAGGAAGAGAGUGUCCAGUUUGUAAAAGGAGAUCAUUCAUCAAAAAUCCACCACGUAAUCUGGCUCUGAAGAAUCUGUGUGAGACUUUCUUACAGCGGAGACAGAAGAGAGCUUCAGAGGAUCUCUGCAGUCUGCACUCUGAGAAACGCAAACUCUUCUGUCUGGACCAUCAGCAGCCAGUGUGUGUCGUCUACAGAGACUCAGAAAACUACACCAGUCACAGAUUCAGACCCAUUGAUGAAGCUGCUCAGCAACACAAGAAGAAGCUUCAGGAAACUCUGGAGCCUUUAAAGGAGAAGCUGGAGCUCAGGAAGAAAGUUCAGGAGGAGUUUGGUCAGACAGCAGAACACCUGAAGGUCCAGGCCCGACACACAGAGAGGCAGAUUAGGGAGCAGUUUAAGCAUCUUCAUCAGUUUCUAGCAGAGGAAGAGGAGGCCAGGCUGGCUGCACUGAGGGAGGAAGAGGAGCAGAAGAGAGGGAUGAUGAAGGAGAAGAUGGAGGCUCUGAGCAGAGAGAUAGCAGCUCUUUCAGACACAGUCAGAGCCACAGAGGAGGAGCUGAGAGCUGAAGACGUCUCAUUCCUGCACAACUACAAGGCUGCAGUGGAAAGAGUCCAGCGCUGCCCCCUGCUGGAGGAUCCACAGCUGCCCUCAGGAGCUCUGAUAGACCAGGCCAAACAUCUGGGCAACCUGGCCUUCAACAUCUGGAGCAACAUGGAGACAGUGGUGACCUACACUCCUCUGGUUCUGGAUCCAAACACGGCUGGUUCAGAACUCCGUCUGUCUAAAGAUCUGACCAGUUUGACUUUUAGAGAGGAACAGCAGCUUCCUGAUAAUCCAGAGAGAUUUGAUAAAGCCUGCUGUUCUGUUCUGAGUUCUGAGGGUUUUAACUCAGGGAACCACAGCUGGGAUGUUGAUGUUGGAGACACUAAAGCCUGGAGCCUUGGUGUGAUAGAAGAGUCUGUUGAGAGAAAGGGAAGAAUAGAGUCUGGAUGGAUGUUUUUAUGGUUCUAUAAAGGUACAUACUAUGCAUAUUCUCCAUCAGCUCCUUUCCAUCGUCUCUCCAUUCAGAGGAAUCUCCAGAGGAUCAGAGUGAAUCUGGACUGGGACAGAGGAAAGCUGUCCUUCUCUGAUCUGGAUACUAACACACACAUACUCACCUUCAAAUACACCUUCACUGAUAAGAUGUUUCCACUCUUCACCACUACUAACACCUUAAAGAUUGAACCGAUGAAGAUCUCAGUGAACAAGCAGCAGCUCUGAUGAUCCAAAUCAAAACUUAUUGAUCAGAUGAUUGAUUGGUUUUAUGAUUGAUUAUAUGGUUUUCUGGUUUGGUGAAUUUCUUAUUGUCAUUUUUAAACUCUGUUUUUAAUCAGGAAAUGAAAGAUGAUCUGAUCAUCUGGAGGAUUUUUUACAUAUUUCUGUUUCCACUGAAAUAUUUUGAAGGUUUAUUAUUUAUC
Molecule: messenger RNA, 1914 nt
Organism: Poeciliopsis prolifica (blackstripe livebearer)
Lineage: Eukaryota; Metazoa; Chordata; Actinopteri; Cyprinodontiformes; Poeciliidae
Product: nuclear factor 7, brain-like
Exons: 2
Coding region: 329-1717 (462 amino acids)
Molecular function (GO): protein binding
Source: RefSeq, a predicted model, not a curated record